Molecule: messenger RNA, 607 nt
Organism: Paramuricea clavata
Lineage: Eukaryota; Metazoa; Cnidaria; Anthozoa; Malacalcyonacea; Plexauridae
Source: the annotation of a GenBank genome assembly
GUAAAGUCUUUAUGAUUACGACGGCGUACGAAGGCGUAUACUUGUCUGCGCAUUAUGUUGCUGUAGUUUUGGGAUGAUCAAUAAGUGGUAUUGGAUUUUAAUUUCAUUUUAUUUAGUUGGCGUCAGGUGCAUUUGAUUUCAUGUUGACGAUGUGGAAUGGUUAUAUGGUGAACUAUUUUGAACAAAUUCAGACACAGGUAUAUGGAAUAUUUUAUAAUUGUAAGUGUUGUUGUGUGAUCUCUCAUGAGACAUCACAACUAAUUUUUAACAAUGCUUUCAUGAAGUGGACAAAUGUUUUUGUCAUAUCGUAGAGUGAAAAUAUUGGCGAGGCGCAAGAAGCUUGUAUGCUGUCCUCCAAAGGUAAAGAUGUAACCGUGCAGUCAUAUAUAGCCGCGUGGUCAUGUAGCCACGGGUUAAAAAGUGUGUUUUUAAGUGCUGAAGUUGCCCCAUCAUCUGUAAUCAGCUUUAUUAUUUUUUCUUUGUUAAAGUUUUGAAGAAAUUUAUGGUCCAUGGAUUCAAAGAAUUUGGCCCUGAUUCGCAACCCAUGGUAAUUGACGUAAUUCAUAAAGAUAAAUUUAAGGAGGAACGAGCCAAUACUUAUACAUAA